CCGUGUAAACAGAAUGCGGCUCUCCCGUGGGCAGCGGGCACAUUGCUGUGUGGGGAGGGGAGGAUGCAUCGCGCUGCCGUGUGACUGACUGCCUCUCUACCUACCCCGAGAGUGAGGCUGUGUGCAGGGCAGGGCAGUCCCCUCCCCCGGAUGUGUGCAUGUUGGUACGCUCUUCCAGGCUGUGCUAGGAUUCGGGGCUGUGCGGGCACCCGGCGGGCGCUGUGAGUUUCACUUGUGGAGGACAUGCCGACACAGAGGGACAGCACCAUGUCCCAGCCCGCUGAUCACUCCCACCAAGUCCGGGUCAAGGCGUACUUCAAAGGAGACAUCAUGAUUACCCAUUUUGACCCCACCAUCACCUUUGAUGGGCUUUGUACCGAGGUGAAGGAGAUGUGCGCCUUUGACAAUGAGCAGCUCUUCACAAUGAAGUGGAUUGAUGAAGAAGGAGACCCAUGCACUGUGUCCUCACAGCUUGAGCUAGAAGAAGCUUUCCGGUUGUAUGAACUGAAUAAAGAUUCCGAGCUGCUAAUUCACGUCUUUCCCUGUACACCUGAGAGGCCUGGCAUGCCCUGCCUAGGAGAGGACAAGUCCAUCUAUCGACGCGGAGCAAGAAGGUGGCGAAAACUAUACUGUGCAAAUGGACAUACCUUCCAAGCCAAGAGAUUUAACAGACGAGCACACUGUGCCAUCUGCACUGACCGAAUAUGGGGGCUAGGACGGCAAGGUUACAAGUGUAUCAACUGCAAGCUGCUGGUUCAUAAGAAAUGCCACAAACUUGUUAGCAUUGAAUGUGGGCGACACACGAUAGCAGAACCAAUUAUACCUAUGGAUACACCAAGCAUGAAUCCACAAGUUGAUCAAGAAUCCACCUAUAGGCAUAGGAGCCAGAAUAGUAUAGACCAGGAUGGUGAAGAGAAAGAGGCCAGGAACAGCAGGGACAGCGAGAAGCCCCCCUCCAGCCUUGGAUUGCAAGAUUUUGACCUGCUCCGAGUUAUUGGAAGAGGAAGCUAUGCCAAGGUCCUAUUGGUGAAGUUAAAAAAGACAGAGCGUAUCUAUGCAAUGAAGGUGGUGAAAAAAGAACUCGUUAAUGAUGAUGAGGAUAUCGACUGGGUUCAAACAGAGAAGCACGUGUUUGAACAAGCCUCAAACCACCCUUUCCUUGUCGGGCUGCACUCAUGUUUCCAAACAGAAAGCAGACUCUUCUUCGUUAUUGAAUAUGUAAACGGAGGAGAUUUGAUGUUUCACAUGCAGCGUCAAAGGAAACUUCCAGAAGAACAUGCCAGGUUUUACUCUGCAGAAAUCAGUCUGGCAUUAAACUACCUCCACGAGCGAGGCAUUAUUUAUAGAGAUUUAAAGCUGGACAACGUCUUAUUGGAUUCUGAAGGGCACAUAAAGCUUACGGACUAUGGCAUGUGCAAGGAAGGUCUACGGCCAGGAGACACGACUAGUACGUUCUGUGGUACACCAAACUACAUUGCCCCUGAAAUCCUGCGUGGAGAAGAUUAUGGUUUCAGUGUGGACUGGUGGGCACUAGGUGUCUUGAUGUUUGAGAUGAUGGCCGGUCGGUCUCCGUUUGACAUUGUGGGGAGUUCAGACAAUCCAGACCAAAACACUGAGGAUUUCCUUUUUCAAGUUAUUCUUGAAAAACAGAUUCGUAUACCCAGAUCUUUGUCCGUGAAAGCAGCAAGUGUUCUCAAAAGCUUUCUGAAUAAGGAACCAAAGGAUCGCCUUGGCUGCCACCCGCAGACGGGAUUCGCUGAUAUCCAGGGACACCAGUUCUUUCGCAAUGUUGACUGGGAUCUGAUGGAGCAGAAACAAGUGGUUCCACCCUUCAAACCUAACAUAUGUGGAGAAUUUGGUUUGGAUAAUUUUGAUGCGCAGUUCACCAAUGAGCCUGUUCAACUCACGCCUGACGAUGAGGAUGUGGUGAGAAAGAUUGACCAGUCAGAAUUUGAGGGUUUUGAAUACAUCAACCCGCUUUUAAUGUCAGCAGAAGAAUGUGUAUGAUGGACGCUACAGUUCUGUACGUUGCUGCUGCCACUGCAGUGCCUGGGCCUCUUUCUAUUGCACAUAGACCAUCACUGUACUGGCACCCAGCCUGACAUAUGGCCGGGCACUACUGUACACCAAGGAAUUUCUGUCUCCCUGUUACUAUAAUGCCAUGUAUUUAUCAUAUGGACAUAAACCGUGAACAUUUUCACACAGUAUAAGCAGGAUGUGAAUACAUUUUUUCCAUUUGCUUUCUUUCUUAUAUGUCUUGUUGCUUAUAGAAGUAUUGGAUACUUCUUCAUUUUGUUCAGGACCUGAAUGUAAUGGCAUUUCACCUUCCUUUGGAAUGAAGCUGAAUGGUCUCUCAGAUGAGAUUGAACGCCAACAAAUAUGGCGACAUGCCAGCAAUAAUGUGUCCUUCAGCGAGGUUGAUCCAUUUCUGCUUCUAGCCUACUAAAUGGGGUAUAUAUAACAUUGGGUGUCGGAAACUGAGAAAUCUGAGUAUUUCAUCAGUGAUUCAGUCCUGGGCUUUAUAAUUUUGUAGUCUGUUGGAAAUGACCCGCCGUGUCUCCAAGCCGGUAUUGUCAUAUGUAAUACGUGGGGGUUGUGCAUCAUAUGACUAGUUCAGUCUGCUAGGUAAGGCUUGCAUAUGUCAUUCUAUUCCAUGUCAGUGGUUGAUAAAGGGAACACUAGUAGGAAAGUGAGUUUACUGUAAAUGUAUAUUGGUGCCAAAUUCACUACUGAUGUAUUAUUUUGUGGCAGACAUGCUGCAUGCCUUUCUUAAGUGAGCUUAUUAUAUAAAUGGCUAUGUUUUCUUCUGCGAGAUCAGCUUAUAAACUGCGUUGCUACGUUUUUAUAGUGUUCCUAGAGAUAGUAUAUACUAAUUGCAUUCAUUCACCCGUUUUCAUCUGUGCUUCAAUUUUUACAUUAGGCUGAGAUAACAGAAGCUUUUGAGAUUCUGGCUCUACAAUGAUGCUGUGUGUUAGCUCAGAGGCCUGGCGAUUCCGGGGUUUGCAUACAUUGGCUAUCCUGUGUAUCACUGAUGGAGAAUGCAAGCUAUGUCCGCAUCAUUACUGUGCACAGCAUGUUAGAUUUCUGGUCUCUGACUACUUGGGGGGAGGGAAGUAUUCCCAUCAAACAUGGUAUUUUCUCUAUUUUAAUCUGUCAGAUUUCCAACAGAAGUGUUAAUGAGUUUCCCUAAAUAGUGCCACAGUUCCUAGACGUGUGCGGCAUGCUGACUUCAUUAAUGCAGCAUUAAUAAACAUGCUUGGUACAUGACGAGCUCUCUUUUGUUUGCUUGGUCAGACAGCCUGACAAGAUAUUGAUUGUGAUGUGUUAGGUUAGGGAUGGCUGCCAAGUAUAUAAGAUGUUCAGAGGAAAGCGGUGGUAAAUUGCACCUUCCAUGUUGGGUAUGGGGGUGUGCCGCUUUGCAGUCCUCCAGUACUACAUUUAAAAUGGGAUUAUUUCACCAUUUAUUGACCUUGUUGAUUUUACUCUAAGUAGCUUUACAUUUCACGCCGAGCACUCAACGUCUAAUGCAGUGACACUGAAGAUCUCAUCUGUCACUGAGGGUGAUAAAAUUCUUGCAGCAUGUGGAUAACCUUUUUUAAGAAGCCUCAAUCAUCUAACAUACGGAUGCCCAACCUGUGGCCCUCAAGCUGCUGCAAAACUACAACUCCCAGAAUGCCUGGACAUCCUACAGCAGGACAUGGUGGGAGUUGUAGUUUUACAACAGCUGGAGAGUCCGCAGGUUAAGCAUCCCUGAUCUAACAUAUGGGAGGUAAAUAGGAAUGAGCGAAACAUCCGAAGUCAAUUCGCAUAAAACUUUGUUUCAAUACUCUACGGAGCGAGCGAUCCGUACAGUAUUAGAAUGUAUUGGCUUUGAUGAGCCGAAGUUAUUACUUCGCGAAGUCUCGCGAGACUUCGCAUAAUGACUUCAGAAAUUGAGUUAUACUGUAAAAAAAAAAAACAACUUUUCUCGAACUCUGGUUUGGUUCUAAGGUAUAUUCGCUCAUCCCUAGAGGUAAACGUGAGCAUUAUCACAGAUUUAAUGUCCGCCCUUUUUAUAGUUGUAUGAUGCACUGCAACGCAUGCAAGCCCUUUAAAACGCCUCUCACAGAGUAGACCUGAGGGACCUUUGACACCCAUGAGAUCCAGCAUAUUUAUGAGCCUUUCAAUCCAUGCCAGAUAUCGCCAACAGAUGCCUGUAUGUUAAUGGAAUGAUGUUAUUGAUGAUCUUGCUCUCUUCAUAAUUUUUCUUCCUUUUUUAUUCUUUUAUAUUUUAAGUGUCUUUGCUCCCUUUUGUCGUGUUUUUUUUUAUAAUACUUGAUAUAGAAUGUAUGUGGGAACAUCAGUUUAUUUUUUAUUUUUAUUCUAUUGUACAAAAAAUAAUUUGUGUGCAAGUAAUGAGAUCCCUAUUCUAAGUCCCACUUUCCCCCCCUCCAAUAGUCUAUUGGUUCAUAGACUUUAGCCAGCCAUAGCAAAAAUAGCUGUUAGUAGGGCACAGUCGAGAAUAUGACAGAAUACUUUAUGCAAUGCUCUUCCUCCUGUCAAAUCAGACGAAACUUGAGAACGACAUUCCAAAAUCAUACUUUGACAAAUAUGAUAGAGCUUAACACCAAAGGCAAGCGUUGUCGCUCCAUUUUGGCUCCCCAGUAAGAGUAUUGCACAGUCCUAAAAUAAAUAUUUUAUUUUUUUCGUAAAUUCUGCAGAGCUUAGUUAUAGCUUGUGGAUAAGAUCUAAGUCUUGGUUUUCAGGGCAGGUAACCAUUUUAUUUUUCUUCCACCGACUGAUGAGAGCACCGGACUCCUGGGUAUAAUAGACAUAUAGGUAGAUCUUGCAUAGUGUGAUAUAUUUAGAUGUUAUGUACCGGUAAGUUGUACCACGUAGCAUUGUCUGCAUGUUGAAACGCAGCAUAUGACAUGAGAUGUAACUGAAGUUUGGCUUUCUUUUAAUAAAAUGUUUAUAUGAAGUCUGAACUUGCGCAUUCAUAAAAACUGCACAAUUGUGCCAGCUGAA
This is a messenger RNA of Bufo gargarizans (Asiatic toad), 5007 nucleotides long. RefSeq names its product protein kinase C iota (gene PRKCI). Gene Ontology annotation, molecular function: protein binding; ATP binding; diacylglycerol-dependent serine/threonine kinase activity. NCBI's taxonomy places the organism in Eukaryota, Metazoa, Chordata, Amphibia, Anura, Bufonidae. Gene Ontology annotation, biological process: protein phosphorylation. Bases 244 to 2007 code for a protein of 587 amino acids. The record is from RefSeq and is a predicted model, not a curated record. The transcript is spliced from 18 exons.